UCCUCCUCCUCCUCCUUCUCUUUCUCGUCCUCCUCCUCCCUCUCUCCGUCACCGCGGGGGCCAGGCCUGAGCUUCAUCGUCAUCGUCAUCAUCUUCCUCUGUGUGGUUCCCCCCCCUCCUCCCCACCAUCCACCCACCCAUCCAUCCCAAAAUCCCGCCGAGCCCGGCGCUUCCAUGGUGCGGGAAGGCGGCAUGGCCCGGACCCCUUACAGCUCCUCGCAGGACAUCCAGAUGGACGUCUUGGACAACGCCGCGCUCCAGGGCAAGUACAGCAGGCGCAAGAGCCGCUUCAAGCGCUCGGACGGCAGCACCUCCUCCGACACCACCUCCAACAGCUUCGUCCGCCAGGGCUCGGCAGAGUCCUACACCAGCCGCCCCUCGGACUCGGAUGUGUCGCUGGAGGAGGACCGGGAAGCGCUGCGGAAGGAGGCUGAGCGCCAGGCCAUGGCCCAGCUGGAGAAAGCCAAGACGAAGCCGGUGGCGUUUGCCGUCCGCACCAACGUUGGCUACAACCCCUCGGCCACCGACGACGUGCCCGUGCAGGGCAUGGCCAUCUGCUUCGAGCCCAAGGACUUCCUGCACAUCAAGGAGAAGUACAACAACGACUGGUGGAUCGGGCGGCUGGUGAAGGAGGGCUGCGAGGUGGGCUUCAUCCCCAGCCCCGUCAAGCUGGAGAACAUGAGGCUGCUGCAGGAGCAGAAGAUGAGGCAGAACCGCCUGAGCUCGAGCAAAUCCGGGGACAACUCCACCUCCAGCCUGGGUGACGUGGUGACAGGGACCCGCCGGCCCACGCCCCCGGCCAGCGGUGCCCUGGACAUGCCCAGCUUUGCCUUUGACCCCGAUGAGUUAGAGGAGGAGGAGGCCUUGGAGACCCAGCGCUCCCCUAAGAGUAGCGUGAGCAGUGUCACCACCCCCCCCGCCCACAACAAGCGCAUCCCCUUCUUUAGGAAGGUAAAAGGGCCCCCCCCGCCGGCCCCCACCUCGCCUGCUGCACCCGCUGCCUGCCCUAACCCUGCCGGGGGGCUGGGGGCACCCCACGGGGCUGGGGGCACCCCAUGGGGCUGGGGGACACCCGCUGCCCCAGCCCCCCCAGCACUGCAGCAUGGGCAUGACCCCCUGCACCCGGGGCUGGGGGGGGUCAGACUGGGGCUGUGACCCCCCUCGUGGGCCAUGGGGUGGAUCAACCCGUGGCUGUGACCCCCCCCAUGGUCCAUGGGUUGAAUCCAUCCAUGGCCACAUUCCCCCAUGAUCCGUGGGAUGGAGCAGUCUGUGGCUGUCCACCCUCCCCCCACAGUGGUCCUUGGGAUGGAUCCAUCCAGGGCUGAUCCUCCCCCCAUGGUCCAUGGAAUGGAUCAGCCUGUGGCUGUGACCCCCCCGUGGUCCAUGGGAUGGAUCAGCCCAUGCCCACCCCCAGACCCCCCCCAGUGUG
Molecule: messenger RNA, 1429 nt
Organism: Corapipo altera (White-ruffed manakin)
Lineage: Eukaryota; Metazoa; Chordata; Aves; Passeriformes; Pipridae
Gene: CACNB1
Product: calcium voltage-gated channel auxiliary subunit beta 1
Exons: 7
Coding region: 175-1155 (326 amino acids)
Biological process (GO): chemical synaptic transmission; regulation of voltage-gated calcium channel activity; calcium ion transmembrane transport
Cellular component (GO): voltage-gated calcium channel complex
Molecular function (GO): protein binding; high voltage-gated calcium channel activity
Source: RefSeq, a predicted model, not a curated record